Molecule: messenger RNA, 384 nt
Organism: Pecten maximus
Lineage: Eukaryota; Metazoa; Mollusca; Bivalvia; Pectinida; Pectinidae
Source: RefSeq, a predicted model, not a curated record
GCUGUCAAAACGGUUAUUACGGAUUCAAAUGCGCACAUCGAUGUCCAGUUAACUGUGGAAGUAAUGUAUGUGACAAGGCUUAUGGAGACUGUACAGGCUGUCAAAACGGUUAUUACGGAUUCAAAUGCGCACAUCGAUGUCCAGUUAACUGUGGAAGUAAUGUAUGUGACAAGGCUUAUGGAGACUGUACAGGCUGUCAAAACGGUUAUUACGGAUUCAAAUGCGCACAUCUAUGUCCAGUUAACUGUGGAAGUAAUGUAUGUGACAAGGCUUAUGGAGACUGUACAGACUGUCAAGACGGUUAUUACGGAUCCCAAUGCAGGUCUCCAUGUCCAGUUAAGUGUGGAAGUAAUGUAUGUGAGAAGGAUAAUGGAGACUGUACAG